Diprion similis is the source of this 1459-nucleotide messenger RNA. RefSeq names its product transcription factor Adf-1-like. The transcript is spliced from 6 exons. Lineage: Eukaryota; Metazoa; Arthropoda; Insecta; Hymenoptera; Diprionidae. The coding region runs from base 506 to 1312 and encodes 268 amino acids. Gene Ontology annotation, biological process: regulation of transcription by RNA polymerase II. The record is from RefSeq and is a predicted model, not a curated record. Gene Ontology annotation, cellular component: nucleus; transcription regulator complex.
GAUCGGACUUCUAUCCAACGUUCUCGACAAAAGAUUUUCCGAAGCUGUACUCAGUAGUUAAAAAAUAUCGGGACUACGUUGCUUCAUAUUAAGACAUAUAUUCGUAGAUCAUAAGAAAUUAUUUACGACACCCUGUAUGAGCUCCAGUUUGCAACGCCACGAUACCGAAAGAGGGAGAAUUGUGUGCUAAGACAUUUUGGGUUAACCUCCAAAAACAGAAAUUUCACGUUAUACCUAUAUUCCUUUAAUAAUUCCUUGGAAUCUGAAAUUGUGAAGGGAACCGACGUUACGGAAUAUGUAUGAGCAUAACUUGGUAUGACUUGGCGGGCAUAACCUUGAUUAUACCGUGACGUGUGCCGAUCUGAGAAAUCGUUGCUCCAAAUGCUACAAAGUCGGGCCUUUUGAAAAUGGUAUCGGUUCAGCUGUUAAGAGAAGAAAUAUACUAAUAUAGUUACAAAGCCCUGACUGAAAUGAAACCUGAUACAAAUCUGCCAGAAUUCUUACAAUGGCAAGUGGGGAUGUGAGUAAUUAUCUUAAGGAAACUGAAUUGCUUGUCCGAUUGGUUCGUGAAAGACCAGCACUCUAUGAUAGAUCAAGAACAGACUUCAAAGAUCCUGCAUACAAACAAUUCAUGUGGCAGGAAAUUGGAGAUCUAAUGGGAUGCGCAUCACAGGAAAUUUAUAAGAAAUGGAUAAGUUUGCGUGAUCGUUACACAGCAGAACAUCGGAAACUCAAGAAAAAUCCUGGCCUUGUACAGUCAGCCUGGCCUUUUUACGAAUCUAUGAGGUUCUUGGAAAAGCAUAUUAUCGAGCGAAGAAGAAUCUUGCCUCAUAUAUAUGGCUCACUAAGGGACACUGAGCUUAUAAAAGAGACGCGUGAUGUCAAACUUGAAUCUUUCGAUUCAGGUGCAUUGGGUGACCCUCCAUGGAAUGGAGGGAUAGAUAAUUCUUUACCAGUAGAAACUGGUUAUGUUGAAAACCUCGCAACAGAUCAAGCUGUCACACCUGAUACUGUAACGACCGUUCCACCGAGCAAGAGGUACAGAAGCAUAUCUCCCAGCACUUCCCCGAUCUCUAUAAAGAGAGACAAGUUGAAACUAGAAGAAGGGCUUCUAGACAGUCUUCGCGAUAUAGGGAAUGCUACCAAGCAGAUAGCGUCAUCAGUGUCUGAUGAAGAAAACGCAGAUAAACUGUUUGGGAAGAUGGUUGGUGUGAUGGUUGGAGAAUUGAACAGUGAUGAUAAGAACAGAGCGAAAAUCCAUAUAAUGUCGUACCUAUGCACGCACGGAUAUAAAAACAAUGAAUCAAAUUGAAUAGAGAAAUAAUUCUGGUGUCUAAAUUCCAGAGUAUGGUGUUACACCUUGUUAACUUUGGAAACAAUUGGUAUUAUUUUUGUCGAUGUGUAUUUAUUUCUAUUUAAAUAUAUGUACAACAAUUGACAUUAUUAAUAUGGAUGAGAA